AUGUCCUUAUCGAGUCCGCCGGCCCGAGAAUCGCGGCACGUCCUCGUUUCCGGGCUGCCCGAGUCGAUGACCGACGAGCUAGUGCACGCACAUUUUUCAAAACACGGCCGUGUGCAAAAAGUGGAAAAGGUGGGCAGCGGCUACAUCGUCUCGUUUAUGGACGUGCGCUGCGCGCAGAAGGCGUCGGCCGGGGAUCGUAGGAUGGAGAGUCAUUCAUUUACUGUCUCCUACCACGAUCCCACCGCCAAAAGUCUACCGAUGGCGACGCCGUGCCUUGCAAGUCCACGCGGCUCCGGCUCGGGCACCGAGGGCCCGUCGAAGAAGUCGGACAGCCCGCAUCGCUCAAAAGAACAGAGAAUCCAAGCAGCAACGUCUCGCUACCCGGCCUCUUCUCCCUCUACAUCUUCCGGCAAGCGAUCGGAGCACGAGCGCCGUCGGGAAUCCCGGAAAGCCGAGAGCUCGGAGCCGUCGUCUACUGCCUCAACUUCUGGUCUGCAGGGCAUCUGGCUGGAGCGCCUUCCGAAUCGAGGGGAGAACACGCUGAAAACGGCCAUUCAGGAAUCGGUGAAAAAAUUCGGCCGGCCUUUUCAUAUCCAAAUUGACGUCGCGGCCGACGGAGCAAAAAGCGCGAUACUUCUUUUUAAUCGCCCCAACGAUCUGAUCCACUCCAAAACACUGCCAGUGCUCAACCAAGAAGCGCGAGUUCGACUUCCCAGCCCCACCCAGCUCACCGAUGCCCACGCUGCAUAUUUGGCGGCUAACACUGUCGUCGCCGCCGGCUCGGGGGAAGCGGGGCGGAGCUCGCCGUCGAUUUCCGAACUCCCCGCCAAAUAUUCAAGCCACAACGGCACGAUCCGCGAGCAGGACAGGCCAUGUUCGGCGGGCACCGGCCAGGAAGUGGACGUUUUCAACAGCAAGGCAAGCAGAACCCUCUAUGUUGGCGGGCUAGAAUCGAAAAUCUCUGACGAGACGCUCCGGAGACGCUUUUCCAAAUUUGGAACAAUCCUCGACGUCGACGUGAAAAAUUACGAAUCCCCCUCCCCGUUCGCCUUCAUCCAAUUCGCCGACAUCUUCUCCACCGUUCGCGCCAUCAACUACCACGCCAAGGAGCCGGUGGCCAGCAAAAAGGGAAAGAAAUUCUUGCCCAACUUUGGCCGUUCGAUGCAGACGAGCAAGCUGUGGGUGGGCGGGAUCCCGAGCCACUGCUCCGAGGAGUACGUCCAGAACAAGUUGACGGCACUUGGGGAUGGAGGGAAUGUGCUGUACGAUUCGAAGACACGCGAGGCCCUCGUCACCUUCCCAACGCAAGAACAAGCCCAGGCGGCGUUGACGAGAUUGCGCAGCAACGGAGCCAACGGCACAAAACCAUUCGCCUUCAAGGACCAGACUGGCGGCGAGGUGCGCGUGCCCGCGGAUUUUUGCUCGGAUCGGCUGCACGACUUCUUCGUCGAUAGGAAACACCAUCCGCCAUCGGGCCCGUCCGGCUCGCCUCCACAGCAGCCCCCGGCCGAGCGCAUCCUCACCCCACCGCCCAACCCGCCGCCGAACCUCAUCGCCGCCGCCGUGCCGGUGCCCGGAGCAGAGAUGCCAAGGUUUCCCCAGCCCCAGCCCAUCCCCACCACCAGCCAUGUUCCCUUGGAAAGAAGGCCGGAGGAUCGACGACCUGCGAAUUUGAUGAAUUUGGGCGCACAACCAAAACGCGCGUCUCUGGAGAUUCCACCGUCCACCAGCCACUCGUUGCCCUCGCCAGGAGGUGUGGUCUCGGCUCCACCGACCCAGAAAAUGCACCCGAAGGUCCCAGAGCGAUCCUCUUCUGGCAAAGAAAUUCCGCUGGAGUCGAUUCGGAUCGGCCGCCGAGAUUCCGGACUCUCCGAAGAUCCGCGAUUCGACGAAUGGGAGGAAAAUCGCAAAUUCCUGCGGAAGCGCGCUGUGCACUUGGGCUUGCCGAUGGGCUACCCGAAAAGCCGAGGGCCCAUUCUACUCCAAUCUGUCCUCGCCAAGCAUAGCCACCAACAAAAGAGACUAUCCGAGUGCCCCACCAAAAUGCAGCACCCUUCGAUGCCUUCGACGACAACACCCCAGCCUCAAAAACGGCCAAUGAGCCAUUCGCAGUCGACUUCUCGCCAUGGCAGCAUUUCUUCGGAACAUGAACCGUUGUCGAGACGCUCUUCCGGUGUCGUCAGCCCUGGGCCUUUGAUUUCGCCAAAAAUGCGCCCGUCGAUCAGCCAACUUACGUUGCCAAUGCAAACAAUCACCCCGAAGAGCUCUGACGAUGAUGAGGAGAUGGAAAAGAGCAGCCCGCCACCUUCCGCCCUCGAUGCCUUGCUCAAUGACGUCGAGGAAGGAACGAGCACCUCCGAAGUUGAUCUCCGCAAGAAAAUCAAGGCCCUCGGCAGCCGGCUCGACUCUGUCGACUCGACCAUCAAGCUCACCAAGGUGGCGACCGACCAGUACGAGGCUGCCCCGAAACCUGCCGCCCCGGAAAAACAGUCGAGCCUCGACGAAUUUGACCGGCUGAAGGAACUCAACCGGGAAAGACCAAGGCUCGACCCGACCCGGCUAAAGACGCUGACUCGUCAGUCUCGUCUCUCCAACAACUCCUCCGCCUGCUCGACACCCAUCAACGAUCCGCUGUCCCACAUCCUCCCCAGUUUGCCCUCCACGCCUACCAUCAAUCGCAGCACCCCGGGAUUGUCAGUCCAGAUUCCGACGACGUCUUCUGGCCAGACCUCGGCGCAGCCAAGUCCGAUCCUGCGCAAACCGUCGGUGGUCCCAGCCCCGGUCCGCUCGACUCCGUCCGGGUCCUAUGUCCAAGUACCGAAAACUCCGACGACCAUGGACCGGCCUGGGAUUGGCGGCAUCCCUUCGCUGCUCUCCUACAACUUCCCGCCUCCGCCGCUGCCCAGCAGUCUUGCGACGUCUCCACCAGGGGUUGAACCCUUGCUCUCCGCUCCACCACCACCUCCGCCGUUGCUGGGUGUGAACACCACCGGACGUCGCGACUCCAAUGGGAGCCUCCACGCAAUGUCACACCAUCAACGGCAUGUCAGCCCUCCGCGCUCAUCAUCAAGCAGUACGGCAGCGGCCCCGUCUAUGCCCGCCUCGAUCACCACUCCAAAGACGCACCGGCACGAGUUGCCCGGAAUCCCGAAACGUCCUCCUCUCCUCCCCGGCCAGCCUCAACAACGGCCCGAUGGGAAACAGGCGGCUCGUUCCGACUCGUUCGCUGGAGUGACCCGCACCAACAGUGUCCCUCAGAACCCAUCACCUUACGUACAUCGCUCGAUGUCGAUGAGCGAGAAGACGCAGGCCCCUCCAGUCACUCGUGUCUUCACAAACGAGCUGAUGGAGAAGUACCUGAGCAACUCCCAAAAUCGCCCUGCCCUCUCCGAGGAGAUGAAGAAAAUCCCGCGCAUCGAGAAAAAGCCCUCGGCCGUUCUUGAAGCGCAACGGGAAAAGGAGCGCGAAAAGGAGCGCGAACUCCUGAAGCAAAAGGAACGCGAACGCGAGCAUAAACACAAACAUCGCGAACAUGCUGAGCGUGAACACCGAAAGGAGCACAAGCCUCGCCGCAAGGACGAUGGGACCUACGAGACCAAGGAGGAACGGGCAAAGCGAAAGGAAAUGGAGCGCUCUGGAAAGGACAAGGACAGAUCCGAGCGGAAAAAGGACAAGAAGGACAAGCUGAAGCGAUUGGCUGAGCUUGAGAAGUUGGAGAAACGGGCCAAGAAGGAGCGGAAGGAGAAAAAGAGGGAGAAGAAGCGGAAGCGGCAAAGUGACAGCGAGGAGGAGAGCGACGACGAGGAGAAUGAUGACCUCAAGUCGAUGAGGCUCGCACAACGCCUGCAGAAAGAGGAGACGGUCGGUGGCUCGAUGUACGACAGGGUCAAGAGGAGGAGCAGCGGCUUGAAUAAGGAUGACGAGGAAAAGAAGAAGUCGCUCGAGAUCAUUCGCGAGAAAAACCAAAAGAAGAAGCGCCGUGUGAUGCUCAGCGACUCCGAGGAGGAAGAAGAGGAGGAGGAUGGCGAGGUGGCCGAGAAAGAGGAUGGCGAAGAGGCCGACAGCUCUGACGAAGAGGAGCCCGAGCCCCGGCACAAGCCGCCCAAGCACGCAAAGCCUACGACGUCAAAGGAAGCUCAAGAUUCGUCCGAUUCUGCUGAAAGUGAUGACGAACCCACACCGAAGAAGGAAACCAAGAACUUCAACACCGAUGACGUCUUCGGGGAGAGCGACGACGACGAGAGCAGCACUGCAACAGCCCCGAUUCGCACCAAGGAGGAGCUGAAAAAGGAGAAGAAGCGACACCGAGAGCACACCGACUCGGAUGACACUAGACACCACCAACAGCACAAGAAAAAAAUGGAGAAUCUGUUCGGCGAGACGAAGAAGGAAAAGAAGGAGCAUCGCCAUCGGGAGGAGCGCAAGCGCGCUGCCGAGAAGCUCGAGAAGAGCACUAAACGGUCGAAGCCGGAUAGUGACCAUGAGGAGGCGAGCCGGGAGCGGACAACGUCGCUGGCUGGUAGCGAGGGUGGAUCUUCUGUUUCUACCGCUGAUAAGGUUCCACUCGGCCGCGAAAAGUCAUCAUCCUCAGAGGUGUCCACAAUCCAUUCUCCAAAGCUGCACAAACCUGCCGAAUUUGCCCCCGCAAAGCCAGAGGUCAAAGACGAAGAGAUGGAGAUCAACGACGAGCCGGCCGCACCGCUCGUCAGCCCGAGCGCCAAGCUCAAGAACUCCGUCAAGUUCGUCUCUUCGUCGUCCAGCGUGCAGACGUCGAUGGUCCCACCUACCGUGCCGGCAGCGAGUCGAGCUCCCGUGACGGCUCUUCCACUCUCCGAGGACUCCUCCGCAUCAUCGAGUGAGGAGGAGCACGAGAAAGUCGAACCUCCCGCCAAGGAGCCCGAAAAACCACUCACUCCGGCUCCGGAGGCCGACCAUCAGCCAGCCGAUCCAGCGGCGGCUUCCUCGUCUUCUUCGGAUGACGAGGUGGAGGAGAUGCUGGUGAAGGCGUUGGAGGAGGAGAAGGUUGUCGAACCUCAACAAGAGCUUGUCGUUGAACUGGUCCCCGAGGUCCCGAAAUGCCCGAGUCCGAUCCCGGAAGUCAAGCUGGUGGAGGCUAAACCCUCCAUUGUCCUACCCAUAAUCCCACUGCGCGAUGAUGAGGCCGAGUCUGCCGUCUCCGGCAUCCAAGAUGACGUCGAGGAGCAGGAGCCUGACCUCCCGGCCCCGCCCGUACCCUUGAUGCGCCCGCCCGCACCGAUGUCCCUGCCCCCGGUCGUGCCGCUUCACCAGCCCCUACCCCAGCACGCGCACCCGAGGCUCGAGUCCGCCCCGGCAGCUAUGGAAACCAGCAAAGCGUCCUCAACUCUCGCCAUCUUCGACGACGAGGAGGAGCCCGAGCCCGAGUACCCCGACCAGGACUUCAUCCAGGAAGUCUCCCUCCAAGCCGAAGCCGACAAAGCUGCCGACGAGGAGGCUAAACGAGCCGCCGAGGCCAUCCUCGACGAGUCGGACGAGGACACCGAAGAGAAGCCAACCAUCAGCAACGUCACCGUGCAGAUUCCUGUUGCGCAACCCGAGCCGAUCAUGGUCAAGCAGGAAUCGCCGUUGAUCUCGCCGGUCCCCUCGAAUGAUGGGCGUUCCUCAAUCGCGUCGCUCGCCCAAAGAUCAACUCCUGGACAUCCAGAGAUCCCGGCCGAGGUGGCCACCAUCGCCCCCGGACCUCAGCCCGUUCAGUUUGCGCUGCCGCGUCAGCCUGAGGCUCAACUGCCCCAGCAUAUGCAGCAGCCGACGCAGCAACAACAUGUCCCUGCGACAGUUGCUGCUCAACAACAGGCUGCUCAGCUGCUGCAAGUUAUGGCAAUGGCUCAAGCUCGUCAAGCUGCCGAAGCUGCAGCUGCAGCCGCUGCCACCGCUGCCGCCACAGAAGCCACCACCACACAGCAAUACCUGCAAAGGCAGGUCACCUCGUUGCCGUCGACAACUACGAACGCCACUGUUGCCAGCACGUCGGCUGUGUUGCAGCCGUCAAAAGCACCGAUCCCUGCCAUCUCGCCGGUCUCGAUCCUCGCCCAGCAGCCGCAACAACACCAGCAACAGCAGCAGCAGCAACCACGCCAACCCACCCCAUCAACUGCAACUUCGCUGCCCGCCCAGGCAUCCCUGGCCCAAGCUGUCGCUUCCAGCUCCACCGCCGCAGUGCGCACCGCCACCCCGGUUGAGGCCAAGCCGAGCGCUUCCCUCGCCCAGGCCCAAGAAAUGCAAGCCCUCUCUACCGCCAACCAGGCUGCUCAGCAACAUCAACAGCAACAGCAACAACAGCAGCAGCAGCAGCAAGCCAUGGAGCAACAGGCGCGACUCUACGAGAUCCUCCAGCGGAAUAUUUUGGCGGCACAGGAGCAACAACAACAAGCCCUGGCCGCUCAUCAGCAGCAACGGGCUGCCGCCUCGCCAGCGCCGAACGCGAACCAGGCCCAGAUGCAAGCCGUCCAGAACCUGCUGCAACAAUACAGCCAGGCCAUGGCCAUGCAACAAAAUGCCGCCGCCGUCGCCACCACGCAAAAUCAACAGCGCCAACAGCUGUUUCAAGCUCUCACCCAAGCCCAUGCUCAAGCCCAGGCGAUGCAACAGCGAACCGACAGUCCAGCGCACUCCACGCACUCGCCUCGUCCCGAGACGUCCGCCACGCCAGCCCACAUCCAGAUGCAUAUGCAGCUCUUAGAGCAGCAGCGGCAGCGGAUCAAGCAGCGACAGGAAGCCUACACGACGGAGGAGAGGCGUUUGCGCGAGGUUCAGACACGUCGAGAAAAUAUUGCCCAAAUCAACGCCGUCCUAGUCCAGCACAUCACCCAGUACCAGGCCAACCUCGCCGCCGCCACCCAAAUCGGCAACGUCGCGAUGAUGAUCGAGUCGCAGGCAAAUAUCCAAAAGCUGCACGCCCAGUACUUGAUAAUGCAAACUGAAGAGCAGCGACUGAAGGGCGGAUAUGAGCAAGGCAUGGUGGUGCUCCAAGAAGCGCAGCUCGAACUCCAGCGCGAGCAGCAACGCCUGCAGCAGAUCCAAGCACUGCCCCAUCACCACCAACAGCAACAACAACAGCAGCAGCACCUCCCCUCGCCGACCCCCUCGAACAUGUCGGCCCGGUCGACGCCCGCGCCGAACAGCGCGGCGCUAGCGGCAGCAAUCCAGCAGGUGCCAUUGAUGGCCACCCCGCAGAUGCAGCAACAUCUUGCCGAGGCGAAGAGUGCCUUCCAGCAAAUGAACCAGCACAUCCCUCGGUUAACGGGCGUCCCGGCGCAUCAGAUUCCGACCACUUCGCAAGAUCAAUCGUCGCAACAACAGCUCCCGUUCGACCAGCGUGCCCCGCUGCAGGAGGCGAGCAAUCGUGGCGCUCCGGCCAAGCUCCGAUUU
Messenger RNA from Mesorhabditis spiculigera, 7407 nucleotides. The record is from the annotation of a GenBank genome assembly. Lineage: Eukaryota; Metazoa; Nematoda; Chromadorea; Rhabditida; Rhabditidae.